AUGGACGAAGGAAAGAACGCAUUUCUUUUUCACCUAUUUUGCUCGAAUGCAAAUGAUCAGACAAUGGAAGAAGAAAGUAAAAUAAGAAAUUAUAGAUUCCUGAAAUUACCAAGUAUAUCUGAACCUUGUAAAUUAGUUUUAUACUAUUUUAAUGACAAAAGUAAUGAAUUAUAUUUACUGGAACGAAAUUAUUACAACCCCAAAAUUGAAUCUAUAAAACAUGAAAAUGAUAAAAUAAAUAAAAGUUGUGUGUCUCUUUUUAUAAAUAACUACACUAUACAGAAUGAAUGUUGUUUUUUUUGUUAUCCCAUUGAUGUAAUUUUUCUUUUUACAACCUUGAUAUAUCAGAACUGCACAAGCAAUACUUACACGACAUUGGGAGAUUAUAUAGACAAUAUAUUAAGAAAUAAUGACAUAAAACUAAAAAAUGAAAUAAAAAAAAAUAUUUUUUACAUUUUAAACAAAAAUAUAAAUAAUGUAAAAGACAGAUUAAAAAAUGUAUGUGAUGAAUUAUACGAAAUGGGGAAAUUUUAUUACAAACCAAAUUUAAAAAAAGUAAAAAAUUUUUAUAACUUUAAAUGUGUUAUAUUAUUUAAUUAUAUAAUUGAAAAUAAAAUUGUUUUUUCUGAUUACAUGCAACAAAUGGAUAAAGAAAUUUUAGAAAAAUACAAAAUUAACUUGAACUUGCAUUCAAUCAGUACAACGAAAAUGAAAAACAUGAAUUUAAAACAAAUCGAUAAAUACAAUGAGUAUAAAAAAAAUGUUGAUUCUUAUGUGAUACAUUUUAAUAAGAAAUAUUAUAAAUUCUGUGGAUCUGAUUUAAGGACUUUUGUUUGGUUAAUUAUGAAAGGAUUUAUGAGCUUAUCUUUAAGUGAAAAAAUCACCCCUCCCGAUAUCCAUGAAAAAUUAAGUAAAAUGAAAGAGGACGACAAAAUGAAAAAAAUGCAACAAAAUGAGACAUUCACAAAAGGCAAGAAACAUCCUCUACAGCCUCCUAGGAAUCAGAUGAUGAUAGAAUCAUUUUUUAAAAGGAAAAAGACGAAUUGA
Plasmodium gonderi is the source of this 1047-nucleotide messenger RNA. Its product is annotated as ribonuclease H2 subunit B. The record is from RefSeq and is a predicted model, not a curated record. The transcript has a single exon. Bases 1 to 1047 code for a protein of 348 amino acids. NCBI's taxonomy places the organism in Eukaryota, Apicomplexa, Aconoidasida, Haemosporida, Plasmodiidae.